AUGGCCAAGUUGCCGUCACUGGCAGCCUACCCCCCGGCCGCAUGGCGUCACAAGCUCACACCAGCGGAAUGGGCAUCGUUACAAAAUGCCUGGGUGGCAUUGCUGCAAGCUCACAUCAGCUCUUCGGCAUCUGAACUGGCCAAGGCUCUCUCAGAAGAGGACUCGUCUCUCACUCGCUUUCUCACCACAUUUGCGCAGGAAGCGGCCUCGCAAGACGCAUCACAUCCGCCGUCGCCAGCCCUGCUGAAAGCAAUAUUGCAAUUGACGGCACAGUCGUCGUCAUCAAAACCUACCUCCGACCUGGACACGUUUGACUAUCUGGCCAACCUCGCCAAGAUCUAUCCAAAGAAACUUUCAGCGCCUGUGCUCUCACAAGCUCUGGCGUCACCACACGCAGCUGCCAUUGAGUCGUCAUUGACCACGCUGAAAAAGUCGCUCAUCUCGAUCCUAGACGCUGGAAUUCGGGGUGAUCUCAAAUCCGCCGAGGCGAGCCUGGCAAAGCUCAACCCGCUACUGCAUGCCUCUCCGCACGUCUGCACGCUCUUUCUCGCCGGCGACGACUUUCUCGACAGUCUCAUUGCGGGCUACAAGGUCAUGAACCCGCCCCUGCGGAAAGUCAUCAUCGCAACGCUAUACCUGUGCCUGGUCGGGCUCGUCGAGGUCACGCCCCCCAAGUGGUCCAUGCUGAGCGACGAGCUCUUCUCGCUCAAGUCGGCGGCCGACCAGCACAAGCAGGGGCCGCUCAACGCCAACGACUCGCUGGUGCCGGAGCUGGUCACGUCCACGCCGCUCCUCAAGGUGCUGCUGGCGAGGGCGGAAGCCGAUGGCGCGGCGACGCCGAACCUGAAGAAGCGCAUCACGGCCCUGGAGGCAUUCAAGAAGGGCGCCAUGGUGCGGCCAAAGAGGCUGGUACGCCGCAAGGUGGACAAGGGCAAAAGCGCGCAGACGAGCGAGGAUGCAGACGCCGAGGUGCACAUUCAUCGCAUGAGCCAGAUUACGCAAGUGCAAGACUUGUUCCCAGACCUCGGCGCCGGAUUCGUCGCCAAGUGUCUGGACGAGUACAACGAAGAUGUUGAGCAGGUUGUUGCCAACCUUCUCAGCGAGUCGUUGCCACCACACCUUGCUACCGCGGAUCGUAGCGAAGGCUUAUCCCAAUCCCACCAGCAACCACCGCCGGACAUGGCACCGCACUCUACACCGCCGCAGCUACCCACCCGGCGCAACAUCUACGACGACGACGACCUCGACCGUCUCGCCGUCGACACCUCCAAGCUCUCCUUUGGCAAGCGGCCCGAGCGGACCGCCGACCAGCUGCUCCGGGACCGCACCUCGGCGCCCGGCAAGGCCGCCAUCCUCUCCGCCCUCGCCGCCUUUGACUCCGACGACGACGAGCGCGACGACACAUACGACGCCGACGACGUGGGCGGCACCGUCGACGCCUCGGCGAACCAGGAAGCUGACGGCGCGCACGACGCCAACGAGGAGGCGCUGUUCCGGGCGUUCCAGUCGGACGCCCGCACCUUUGACCGCGACGCCGCGACGCGCCGUUCCUCGGCCGCGCGCGCCAAGCUCCGUGAGGACACGGGCAUGCCCGACGAGGCCAUCGAGGGCUGGGCGCUCAUGCUCACCCGCAACGCCGGCCAGAUGCGCCGCCUCGAGGCCAAGUAUGCCUUUAGCGGCCAGCAGCGCGAGCUCGGCCGCACGUCCUGGCGCGACUCGGGCGCAGAGGACAGCGAUGCCGGCGGCGCUGCUGCCAACAGAGGCGGCAGAGGAAGAGGCGGCGGCCCAGCACGUGGCAGAGGAGGUGGCGGUGGUGGUAGAGGACGCGGCGGCGGGAGCGUGGCGGGGGCAGCGGGCGACAAGGGCACGGAGAGCGCACGGAAGAACAAGGAGGCGAACAAGGGCUCGCGAGCGAACCAUAACCGCAAGGCUGGCCAUGCCAAGAAGAUGGCGCGUGGAGGUUUUCCUGGUUGA
Messenger RNA from Akanthomyces muscarius, 1974 nucleotides. RefSeq lists its product as uncharacterized. Bases 1 to 1974 code for a protein of 657 amino acids. The record is from RefSeq and is a predicted model, not a curated record. The transcript is spliced from 2 exons. Gene Ontology annotation, molecular function: ubiquitin binding. NCBI's taxonomy places the organism in Eukaryota, Fungi, Ascomycota, Sordariomycetes, Hypocreales, Cordycipitaceae.